UAAAUAUCAAUCGUGCUUUCCAGUUAAGUCGAAUUCCAACAUAGUAGUCCAUAUUUCUGUUUUAAAAAUUCAAAAUUCGUAACUCUUUUUGGAUGUGCAUUUGGAUGGGCACAAAUGUUCGAGAUAUAUGUAGUCCCACCCCACGGCAACAUUAACUCAGAUGUCAUAUGCACCUAUAGAAAAUAUUUGAGAGCUCUGUACCGGCUGCAUUGGAUGCACAGGCAACGCGGAUCAGUGCCGACAGCGAUCCACAAGAAGUCUCGCCUACCUGCAGGCGGAUCGCUGCACAGAUGUCCCGGCAACGAUGAUGUGCCAGGGCAGCACUCGAAUGCCACUCAACAUCUACCUGGUUGUGGAAGACGGCCCACAUGCAUCGUUUUCGAUGAAGUGGAUCCAAUCGCAGCGCAGGACAAUAGCUGUGCCCCGAAAAGCAGGCCAGCUUUUCAGCACAGGGAAACUCAGACCGAACCGAUCAAUAAUCUCCGACUAUUGUCGGACAAUUCGAAAAAGCGUAGAGUCACAAUCGUCGAAACUCAGCAGCCGGAGCCACGAGAGGUACUCGUCAAACAGCAGGAUCCUAAUGCGAGCAAUUUAAUUCGAUCCGACAUACUGCCGCACGAACGCAAUGAAAUCAAGAAACCUCUCUCUGAGUAUUAUUAUACCUCUGCGAGCAUCAACCGACCGAGUGAGGCAUCCGAGUCAACAUCAACCAACAGGCAGCCAAAUGCGCGCUCUGGCUAUAAAGUGAGAAACUUCAUUCAAACCCGAGACGAUUCACCUGACAGUAAACCUGAGCCGGUUGACUCCAAGCAAUUGGCAGUCAAAGCAGUUCGAUUGGAGGAUCGGAGCUUAUUCAAUUUGAAUAAGCAAAAUAUAGCAGAAGAUGAAAGAACCUAUUGGAAUCCAGAGAAACAUUUCAAGCAUCCAACCAUAGUUGUGACAUCUGAGAAAAAUGGAAAGGAACAAGAUGAAAGGGAUCACAGGUCAGCAAAGAUUGUCGUUAGCAACACGGACCACGGCGAGGUGGAGAAAUACUACAGCUGCGAGUCCAUACAGAAAAUGGAUAACCAACUAGGCAGAAUCAAACAUCAAGUUGACAGACUUGAGCUCGGAGUGAAUGAGCUGCAUACAAAUAUCGCAUUACUGAAAUCGAAGGCGUUGGGGCCAACCGAAGGGCAUGUAAGCUGCAAUCCGGAAGAAAAGAACUCAAAAGACUUGAUUGUACUAUUUAACGAAGGCUGUAGGAGUGCAUGCGGCCAGAGCGAAGCUGAUUGGAAGGUCUACAGGAUACCCAAGACAGGACUCGCUGCGAAGCCCUCUACUCACUGUCCGCAUAAUUUAACAGCUGAAAAAUCGAAUUAUCAUACUGCUGAUAGAUCGCUAGAUCCCAGGAUAUUCACGGAAUGUAAGCAGCACCAUGACGGAUGCUCAUUCCUCAUAAAGCCCUGCAAAACUCUACAAAAGACAUUCAGGCGCUGUGAUUGUAAAUGCACUGAGCCCCCAAUUCAGCUGCGUCGUCAGUCCUCGAACAUUUGUAAGAGCUGUUCGAACAGAGAGCAGCUGGUGGUCCAUGAUCUAGCCGGUGAGCUGAAAAAGUUGAUGGGGAAUCGAAGCCCCAAGGAUAUUCAGUUCGCUAUACUCCUCCGUGCUGACAAUGUCUAUCACAUCAGCGUGCAGCUGAAGGCGUCGCACCAAGUUCUCGGCUGUUUGCUGGCCACCAACACGGCCGUCCAUGAGGCCGUCAACAAGGGCUUCUUCGAUGACAUUCGCACCUAUUGUGCAGUCGAUGUGCGUAGCACUAUCACACCAAUUGGCCGUCCACUGGGCAUACCAUUUGAGCUUAUGCCGCACAGCAGUCCAAGGGAUAAGGCUGGAUCUGAGGCUGAAGAGACUAGCGAGUCUAUCUUCAAUCUGGACUCGCGCACACAAGAGUUCAUCACCAAAGUGCUGGGAGUGCCGGCCGAUAGAGUAGCUAUCAAUUUGAGCAGCAACAAAGAACCCUUUUCACGAUUGCUGAUUCAUAAGAACGUUGGCUAAGUAAGUUAAAUUACUCUGGGAAAUUUAUCAGAAUAAAAGCUUUAAAUUUGUUUGCAAAAAUA
Molecule: messenger RNA, 2099 nt
Organism: Drosophila mojavensis
Lineage: Eukaryota; Metazoa; Arthropoda; Insecta; Diptera; Drosophilidae
Product: early boundary activity protein 3
Exons: 2
Coding region: 115-2037 (640 amino acids)
Source: RefSeq, a predicted model, not a curated record